This is a messenger RNA of Corylus avellana, 722 nucleotides long. NCBI's taxonomy places the organism in Eukaryota, Viridiplantae, Streptophyta, Magnoliopsida, Fagales, Betulaceae. The record is from RefSeq and is a predicted model, not a curated record.
UUCCCACAUUUUCACACAAAUCUCUCUUUCCUCUUCCCUCUUCCCUCACCCCUCACCGACGGCCGACACCGUUUACUGGUGGACACCGAAAGAGGUACCUUAGUCCACGUUGCAUACGCUGCAAGCAACACGUUGCUUUAAACGACACCGUUCACUUGUGGACAGGACAGCUUCACUGCUGAUCUUCUCUCGCUGUUGCUCUUUCUUUUGGAGGCUCUCUUUCGUUGUGCAAGCAAAAGAACGAUGGCGAGCAAUCUGUGCCGUUUAUUCUCAUCAAGCGCUCUCAAGCUGACCUUCUCCCACACCAGAUCCGACCAGCUCACUCGCUCGCUGUCGAACUCAGUGAACCGACUCAUCUGCUCCGCGACUCAGCAGCCCCAUCCGCUCGAAGAAAACCCUAAGCAGAGCCACAAGCAGAGACUACGGAAAAGGAUCUCCAAAACGAAAGCCAGGAAGAAAAUCAAGAAGACGACGAAUGACUACGACGACAAUGGCAAUUUUGUGAAUAAAGCAACUGGCGAGGUCGGUGGGCCCCGUGGUCCGGAGCCCACCCGGUUCGGCGACUGGGAGAAGAACGGCCGGUGCUGUGAUUUUUGAGAUUUGAGAAAUUUUUUUGUAUUUUGCUUUGGUGAUUCGAUGUCGUUUUGCCCAAAUCACAUUUUGAUGGUUGGGGUUUCGUAUUUUGAAGAGAAUAAAUAAAAUCAAUUAUACUGUUUUUGUUU